Messenger RNA from Cyprinodon variegatus (sheepshead minnow), 740 nucleotides. Its product is annotated as serine protease 27-like. Gene Ontology annotation, molecular function: serine-type endopeptidase activity. NCBI's taxonomy places the organism in Eukaryota, Metazoa, Chordata, Actinopteri, Cyprinodontiformes, Cyprinodontidae. The record is from RefSeq and is a predicted model, not a curated record. The transcript is spliced from 6 exons. Gene Ontology annotation, biological process: proteolysis. The annotation marks the transcript as partial.
UGGCUCUUCAACAGUUGGCAUGUGGGAUCAUUGUGAUGAUUGUUUUCCUCUCCAAAGGAAUCAACACACAACAUGCCUGUGCCAGGUCUCCAAUCAACAGUAGGAUCCUAGGAGGGCAAGAUGCCUCUCCAGGAGCUUGGCCAUGGCAUGUCACUCUUACCCACAAUGGCUGGGUCUUUUGUCAAGGCUCGCUGAUCACAGAUCAGUGGGUUCUGACAGCUGCCCGUUGCUCAAGAAGUUCUUACCUCAGUGGUGCAGUUUUGCACUUGGGUGCAAACAACCAGUCAAGAUAUGGGGAAGAAACUAGGAGAGUUCACUCAAUCGUCUGCCAUCAAGAUUAUGAAGCUUACUAUAGUGUCGGUGACAACGACAUCUGUCUUUUAAAGAUGUCAGCUCCUGUCAACUUUACGGACUACAUCCAACCGGUCUGCUUGGCUUCAGAAGAAAGCACUUUCUAUGAUGGAACUGCCAGCUGGGUCACUGGUUUUGGCUCAAAUGGACACUAUUAUUAUCCUGAUACUUUCCAGGUAGUUGAUGUAUCAGUUUUUGGGAACAAUAAAUGCAGCUGCUUCUACAGAAACUCCUACUACUACUACUACUACGGCAACCUCCAUUCAAUAACAGAGAACAUGAUGUGUGCUGGAAGUGAGAAUGGAUCAAAGACUGCAUAUUAUGAUGACAACGGGGCAGCUCUAGUGACCAAAAAAGACUCCACCUGGGUCCAAAGUGGGAUUGUGAGU